AAAUAAUGAUUUUUCGUCAUUCAUUACUUUUCUCCUUUCCCACUUCUCCUUCGCGUCUUGGGUCGUGACUUGAGAACUCGAGUUUUAGGAGUUUUAUUUAAAUGCUGACUGAAAUUUGAUGUAUUGAAAAAAAUAGAUUUUUGUUCAAACGUUAGUAAACAGUGUUGUCUGUUCUAAAAUGAGCAAGACACCGUUUAGAUCUAAAUUCAAUUGGAUAGCCACCGAAGGCGAAGUGACCCGCCAGGUGUCGUACAACAUCCAGACAAAUGAAACAUCUGAAAGUAUUCCUCAGGAGAAUCUUCUUAAUCCUGAAGCUUGUGUAGUGCUGGAGCCCGACGAGAAAACCGAAUACUGCGAACAAACCCUUAGUGUGAAUCCGAUAUAUCAGGUUACGCGACUGGCCGUCCUGGCCGAAUGCCGUAGGGUGGAAUCCUUCGUGGGCAAACCUCCCGAGUACCACCAAACCCAUCACGGUCAGUUAAUAUUCGAUGAAGGAUCCGAACUGUACCGGUUCGAUAUUCAAUUUGAAGUUUGCGGAACCGCUGAAUUCAUCAUCAGAUAUAUCACAACUGCCAAGGAACCACUUUGCCUGUACGGAAUGCAUUUAGUGCUGGAGAAAAAUUCCAAUCCCCUGGGGAUGUUCGCCAGCGACAGCACUCUGAAUCGAGCUAGGAUUGAAACGCGAAUAAAGGAUUGUACCCUGUCGGAGAAAGCGGCUCGAUGUAAGGAAUUCGUGCUGGAUUCUGUGGCGCAGAACAAUCUCAUCUCACAGGAGAUGUCCCGAUACAUAAUGAAUAACAACAUUUCAACAAUGGCCGUCGAUGGAUCGGCGACGUCUCGUGACAGACGCGACUCUACUGGUCGACCACCCGCUGAAGAUGAUGAUCCGGGGGGCACAACGAGCACACAAUAUUCCAAAUAUCCACCGUUCAUGGAAACCGUCGUGAGGCAGUAUAUGGACCAAAAGUUUUCCGCGCUUGAGGACAAAAUCAAUGCUAAAUUAGAAGCGCUGGAAUUGCGCCAGAACAAAAAACUAGAUGAAAUUUUAUCAUUGUUGAAGGGCAGUAGUACGGAAUAAAGUGAAGCGAAGUUCCUCUUAGUAUAGAUUAACAUACAAAUAUUUUUUUUAUUUAAUCAACUUAAACAGAGUUGUCCUACACUACGAAUUCCACGCACGUAGACAUAUCCAUUAAAUUACUAACAAUAUAAUCAGAAUCGAAUCGGUAUCAGCUUGUACGGUACAAUUCGAAUGCAUGUUUUUUUUAUCGAUUCCAAAGGAUAGGUAAUUGUAACUAUUCAACACACUUACCUAAUACUCUUGAACUAUUCACUGCAUGAAGGUAAGACUGCCUCUGAACGAUUCAUCUGCGGUUUAUUACGAGUUUGGGACCAGGCUACAGCAGAAUUACAAAUUUCACUCCUGCAGAAAAGUUGGCUCA
This is a messenger RNA of Armigeres subalbatus, 1439 nucleotides long. RefSeq lists its product as uncharacterized. The coding region runs from base 179 to 1078 and encodes 299 amino acids. NCBI's taxonomy places the organism in Eukaryota, Metazoa, Arthropoda, Insecta, Diptera, Culicidae. The record is from RefSeq and is a predicted model, not a curated record. The transcript has 3 exons.